GGCGGCGGCGGCGGGACCCGGGGAGCCGCUUUGUGUGCAGCCCGACGAGGGGCGGCGGCGCAACCACCUGACAGAGGCCCGGGCGUUGGAUGCACCUUCUGCCCGCAUGAGGAGGAGAGGCCGGUAGAGGACUGUGAAAGAAAAGUUGUCCCCCAGGAUGGACUUCUCCACCGCGCAGCCCAAGCCUGCCACUGCCCUCUGUGGCGUCGUGAGUGCCGACGGGAAGAUCGCUUACCCUCCAGGGGUAAAGGAGAUCACCGACAAGAUCACCACCGACGAAAUGAUCAAACGACUGAAGAUGGUAGUAAAAACUUUUAUGGAUAUGGAUCAGGACUCAGAAGAUGAAAAACAGCAGUAUCUCCCUUUAGCCUUGCAUCUUGCAUCUGAAUUCUUCCUCAGGAACCCCAAUAAAGAUGUGCGUCUCCUUGUAGCAUGUUGUUUGGCUGACAUCUUCCGAAUCUAUGCCCCAGAAGCUCCAUAUACUUCCCAUGACAAACUUAAGGACAUAUUUUUGUUUAUUACCAGACAAUUAAAAGGUUUGGAGGAUACAAAGAGUCCGCAGUUUAAUAGAUACUUUUAUUUAUUAGAGAAUUUAGCUUGGGUUAAAUCAUAUAACAUCUGCUUUGAAUUGGAAGAUUGCAAUGAAAUUUUUAUUCAACUUUUUAGGACUCUCUUCUCGGUGAUCAACAAUAGCCACAAUAAGAAGGUACAAAUGCACAUGCUAGACUUGAUGAGUUCUAUCAUCAUGGAAGGUGAUGGAGUUACUCAAGAAUUAUUGGACUCCAUUCUUAUUAACCUCAUUCCUGCACAUAAGAACUUAAAUAAACAGUCCUUCGACCUUGCAAAAGUUCUAUUGAAAAGGACAGUCCAGACUAUUGAGGCAUGCAUUGCCAAUUUUUUCAAUCAAGUCCUGGUGCUGGGAAGAUCAUCAGUAAGCGAUUUGUCAGAACAUGUAUUUGAUCUGAUUCAGGAACUUUUUGCUAUAGAUCCUCAUUUAUUAUUAUCUGUCAUGCCACAGCUUGAAUUCAAACUGAAGAGCAAUGAUGGAGAAGAGCGAUUAGCUGUUGUUCGACUUCUAGCUAAAUUGUUUGGCUCUAAAGAUUCUGAUUUGGCAACACAAAAUCGUCCUCUUUGGCAAUGUUUUCUUGGACGAUUUAAUGACAUUCAUGUUCCUGUGAGAUUAGAAAGUGUGAAAUUUGCCAGUCACUGUUUAAUGAAUCACCCAGACUUAGCAAAGGAUCUCACAGAAUAUUUGAAGGUUAGAUCACAUGAUCCAGAAGAAGCUAUACGUCAUGAUGUCAUUGUUACUAUAAUAACAGCUGCCAAAAGAGACCUUGCCUUAGUAAAUGAUCAGCUGCUUGGCUUUGUAAGGGAAAGAACACUGGAUAAACGGUGGCGAGUAAGAAAAGAAGCUAUGAUGGGUCUGGCUCAGCUUUAUAAGAAAUACUGUCUUCAUGGUGAAGCAGGAAAGGAAGCUGCAGAGAAAGUCAGCUGGAUAAAAGACAAACUUUUGCAUAUUUAUUAUCAAAACAGCAUUGAUGACAAACUGUUGGUAGAGAAAAUCUUUGCUCAGUAUCUUGUCCCCCACAACCUGGAAACAGAAGAGAGAAUGAAAUGCUUAUAUUAUUUAUAUGCCAGUUUGGAUCCAAAUGCUGUAAAAGCUCUAAAUGAAAUGUGGAAGUGUCAGAACAUGCUUCGGAGUCAUGUACGUGAAUUAUUGGAUUUGCACAAGCAGCCUACAUCAGAGGCUAACUGCUCUGCCAUGUUUGGAAAACUGAUGACCAUAGCAAAGAAUUUGCCUGACCCUGGGAAAGCACAGGAUUUUGUGAAGAAAUUUAACCAGGUUCUUGGUGAUGAUGAGAAACUGCGGUCACAAUUGGAAUUAUUAAUCAGCCCAACCUGUUCAUGCAAACAGGCAGAUGUUUGUGUGAGAGAAAUAGCUCGGAAACUUGCAAAUCCUAAACAGCCAACAAAUCCUUUUCUAGAGAUGGUUAAAUUUCUGUUGGAAAGAAUUGCACCUGUGCACAUUGAUUCAGAAGCCAUAAGUGCACUAGUAAAAUUGAUGAAUAAAUCGAUAGAGGGGACAGCAGAUGAUGAAGAGGAGGGUGUAAGUCCAGAUACAGCUAUUCGUUCAGGACUUGAACUUCUUAAGGUUCUAUCUUUCACACAUCCUACCUCGUUCCACUCCGCAGAAACAUAUGAAUCCUUGUUACAGUGCCUAAGAAUGGAGGACGACAAGGUAGCAGAAGCUGCUAUACAAAUUUUUAGAAAUACAGGCCACAAAAUAGAAACAGACCUUCCUCAGAUACGAUCGACCUUAAUUCCCAUUUUACAUCAAAAAGCAAAGAGGGGUACUCCACACCAAGCAAAACAGGCUGUGCACUGUAUACACGCUAUAUUCACAAAUAAAGAAGUCCAGCUUGCACAGAUUUUUGAGCCACUCAGUAGGAGUCUGAAUGCUGAUGUACCAGAACAACUUAUAACUCCAUUAGUUUCACUGGGCCACAUUUCUAUGUUAGCUCCAGAUCAGUUUGCCUCCCCAAUGAAAUCUGUAGUAGCCAAUUUUAUUGUGAAAGAUCUGCUAAUGAAUGACAGGUCAACAGGUGAGAAGAAUGGAAAAUUAUGGUCUCCAGAUGAAGAGGUUUCCCCUGAAGUGCUAGCAAAGGUACAGGCAAUUAAACUUCUGGUAAGGUGGCUGUUGGGUAUGAAAAACAACCAAUCUAAAUCUGCCAAUUCAACUCUUCGACUAUUAUCAGCGAUGUUGGUUAGUGAGGGUGACCUGACAGAGCAAAAGAGGAUCAGUAAAUCUGAUAUGUCUCGCUUGCGAUUAGCUGCUGGUAGUGCCAUAAUGAAGCUUGCUCAGGAACCUUGUUACCAUGAAAUUAUUACCCCAGAACAGUUUCAGCUCUGUGCCCUUGUUAUUAAUGAUGAGUGUUACCAAGUAAGGCAGAUAUUUGCUCAGAAACUGCAUAAGGCACUUGUGAAGUUACUGCUCCCAUUGGAGUAUAUGGCAAUCUUUGCCUUGUGUGCGAAAGAUCCUGUGAAGGAGAGGAGAGCACAUGCACGGCAGUGUUUACUAAAAAAUAUCAGUAUACGCAGGGAGUACAUUAAACAGAACCCUAUGGCUACUGAGAAAUUAUUAUCACUGUUGCCUGAAUAUGUAGUUCCAUACAUGAUUCACCUGCUAGCUCAUGAUCCAGAUUUUACAAGAUCACAAGAUGUUGAUCAGCUCCGUGAUAUCAAAGAGUGCCUAUGGUUCAUGCUUGAAGUUUUAAUGACAAAGAAUGAAAACAAUAGCCAUGCCUUUAUGAAGAAGAUGGCAGAGAACAUCAAGUUAACCAGAGAUGCCCAGUCUCCAGAUGAAUCCAAGACAAAUGAAAAACUUUAUACAGUGUGUGAUGUGGCUCUGUGUGUUAUAAAUAGUAAAAGUGCUUUGUGCAAUGCAGAUUCACCAAAGGACCCAGUCCUCCCAAUGAAAUUUUUUACACAACCUGAAAAGGACUUCUGUAAUGACAAGAGUUAUAUUUCAGAAGAGACAAGAGUACUUCUGUUAACAGGAAAGCCAAAGCCUGCUGGAGUACUAGGUGCAGUAAACAAGCCUUUAUCAGCAACGGGAAGGAAACCCUAUGUUAGAAGCACUGGCACUGAGACUGGAAGCAAUAUUAAUGUAAAUUCAGAGCUGAACCCUUCGACCGGAAAUCGAUCAAGAGAACAGAGUUCAGAGGCAGCAGAAACUGGAGUUAGUGAAAAUGAAGAGAAUCCUGUGAGAAUUAUUUCUGUCACACCUGUAAAGAAUAUUGACCCAGUAAAGAAUAAGGAAAUUAAUUCUGAACAGGCUACCCAGGGCAACAUAAGCAGUGACCGAGGAAAGAAAAGAACAGUAACAGCAGCUGGUGCAGAGAAUAUCCAACAAAAAACAGAUGAGAAAGUAGAUGAAUCAGGACCGCCUCCCACUUCCAAACCCCGGAGAGGACGUCGACCCAAGUCUGAAUCUCAGGGCAAUGCAACCAAAAAUGAUGAUAUAAAUAAACCUAUUAGCAAGGGAAGGAAGAGAGCUGCAGUCAGUCAGGAGAGCCCUGGGGGUUUGGAAGCAGGUAAUGCCAAAGCACCCAAACUGCAAGACCUUGCCAAAAAGGCAGCACCAGCAGAGAGACAAAUUGACUUACAAAGGUAAAAAGAAAACUCACUUGCAAAGGGAGAAAAUGAAGGCCAAACAGAAGCAGGCUCCAGCUUCUGCAAAACUUGGAUUCAAAAUGUCCCUGAACAGAAGAUGAAGCUCACUUCAGAACACUCACUUUCUGCCUUGAAAACUGAAAGAAACUAUUACUUCCUUUUCACAUGACCACAAGUCCUCUGAUGGAAAUGUACAGCAGAAACUCUUGAGAGGCUAAAAGCAACUCUGUUCUACCCCCUCCCCACCAGACUUUUCUUAUGAAGAGUCAAUAAUUAAGCAAAUUGCUUAACACAUCGUUCCAGUUCCUGCAUAUCUGGAGUUUAAACACACAAUACACCAUUAAUUUCCAUGCUGCAAUUUUUAUUUUAAAGAAAGUAACAAGAUGUCCUUACACUGACACUGAAAAUUCAUCCAUUUUAAAGCCAGGAAUUCCCAUUACCACAAGAAAAAAAUAGAAGUCUACUGAAUUAAUUUUUUUAAAGGAAAGAGAUCAGAUUAAAUAUUUCUUUGUUUGUUUUUCCUUUUGGAAACUUUUAUGUAUAAUUCUUUCUGCCUGCCUACUUUUCUGCAAAAGUGAGAUGUACAGAUUUCAGUUCCCUGCUAUGAAAAGUGAUGUGGUGGCAAUUUUAUAAAUGUUGCUUUCUGAUUUUUAUCAGAGUGAGAAAAUAAUUAAAAUUAUUAUUGAUUUGCAAGUAGUAAACACCUCAUUUUGAUUCCCCUUCAUUUUAGUUUAAUAUAAUUUGCAAUAAAUGUACAUAUUGUUUGUUUCAUAAAGCAUAUCACUUUAAAAUGGUGUUUACUCCUGUGAUUAUGUUGGAAUAUUUGGAAUUAUAAAGGAGUAAAGACUGUCCAACAUUUGGUUUUAUAAUGUUUGUCACCAGAUUUUUAUUAUUAAUGUAAAAAAAAAAGUCAAUUUUUUUUAAUAGUUGGACUUUGGCAGCUUUGUAAGGAAAGCUGGAGGUUUUAGGAUUGCUAUCAAUUUUCAGCAUUGUGCUAUUGAGAAAUAAGUGUUUUGCUUUCGUCUGCUGGUCUGGGCUCAGUUUUUAUGUUUAUUUUAGAAAACUUGCAUCAAUAUAUUAUGUUUCUUGGCAUUGUUCAGCAUAGGUAAUGUGUGCACUUUUUGUGUACACAUAAUCAUAUUUAAGUUUUUUGCGUAAAAUAAAUGCUUAUAGAUGUCA
Messenger RNA from Galeopterus variegatus (Sunda flying lemur), 5352 nucleotides. RefSeq names its product PDS5, regulator of cohesion maintenance, homolog A (S. cerevisiae) (gene PDS5A). Lineage: Eukaryota; Metazoa; Chordata; Mammalia; Dermoptera; Cynocephalidae. Gene Ontology annotation, biological process: mitotic sister chromatid cohesion; DNA repair. Bases 158 to 4174 code for a protein of 1338 amino acids. The record is from RefSeq and is a predicted model, not a curated record. The transcript is spliced from 33 exons. Gene Ontology annotation, cellular component: chromatin; nucleus.